Molecule: messenger RNA, 1067 nt
Organism: Moneuplotes crassus
Lineage: Eukaryota; Ciliophora; Spirotrichea; Euplotida; Euplotidae
Source: the annotation of a GenBank genome assembly
AAAAAAUAUCCGCUAAAUGGAAGAUACAGAAUGGAUUACCAAAAGAAUGGAGUUUAUUAAGAUAAGUUUCACUCAUCCAGCCUGAAAAAGAGAGCAAUACAUGCUUAAAAUCCGCAAAAAAGCCCGCCAAACAUGAUUUGCCAAAAAUCGGACUGAAAUCCUUCCUCCCCAUCUCCCGGCCCCAAAUCCCCUCAAACUCCCCAAAUACACCCCUUUCGACCCAAAAACCCAAAAUCUCUCCAAAAUCCUCCCUCACCUCUCUAACCCCUCCUUCUGCCAUAGUGCUCUCCAAGACCCCCAAUUGCACCUCUUCCUAUCAAAAUCCCUCCAAACCCCUCACUGACCGGCGACCCUCAGCCUAAUCCUAAAAGCUCUACUUGCAAUCGCCAAAAUCCACCCUCCCUUCACUCCAAAAGCUGAAAUCCUGCUUGGAAUCUUCAGAAAGUCCUUAAGCCAGAUUUGGGGAGAACUAAGCGAAGACAAAGGAAAUUUAGUAGAUUGUGAAAUUUAUUUGGAGAUUUUGGGGGAUCUGGUGGGUAUUUUUAAGAAUUUUGAGGUAACAGAGACUGAAUUUCACGUACAACUUGGCAAGAUAGUACGGGAGAUAGCCAAGGAAGAGACUGGACUAAAAUUUGAAACUACUCAGUACCCGGACUGGAGGACGGAGUUUUGUAAAAAGUAUUUGGAGAUGGUGAAAAGUACUGUAGAGGUGGUCAAGACACCCCCUUUUGAUGUAGUCAUCGAAAUUCUGGACUCAAUAGAAGAGAUACUGGGGUUUGCGAUGAGAAAAUCCCCUCAACUCAUUUCUUAUAGCUUAAAAUGCUAUAUUGCGAUUUGUACUGAUUCUUAUGGGUCAAAAGAGUUCCGAGAGAGGAAAUCGAGAGUUCAGCAGUUGGUUGAGGUUGAAAAGAUUAUCAAGAACUCUUCAGAAUUGGAUGGAAAGGAGAUGCUGAUGUUAAAAUACUUACACCACUUAACAGAGCAAGCGACCUAACCAAGCAGCAUGAGCCACAAAAUUCCUACUCCAAGUCAACCACCGCACAAACUAAAAUCUAAGUAUCAAUCUU